Dermochelys coriacea (leatherback sea turtle) is the source of this 594-nucleotide messenger RNA. RefSeq names its product scale keratin-like. Gene Ontology annotation, cellular component: intermediate filament. The transcript has a single exon. The coding region runs from base 1 to 489 and encodes 162 amino acids. Gene Ontology annotation, molecular function: structural constituent of cytoskeleton. The record is from RefSeq and is a predicted model, not a curated record. Lineage: Eukaryota; Metazoa; Chordata; Testudines; Dermochelyidae.
AUGUCUUACUCUUAUUGCCCACCCCAGGAUUGCUAUUAUGAUAUAUGCCCACACCCAUGCAUUGACGUCCGCAACGAGCCGUGUGUCACAUCAUGUGGAGAUUCGAGUGCAGUGGUUUAUGCGCCACCAGUUGUUGUGAGAUUCCCAGGACCAACUCUCGCUACUUGCCCUCAAGACAGCAUCGUGGGAACAACCUUACCAAAUUUGCCUGCAAGACCUGGAGUCUCAUAUGGUUCUGGUGGAGGUUUCAGAGGCUCAAUCGGUUCUGGGGGUAGCUAUGGUGGUGGUUAUGGGGGGGGUUACAAUGGUGGUGGUUACAGGGGAGGUAACAUUGUUGUUUAUGGGGGAGGAGCCAGGGGUGAUUAUGGGGGUGGUUAUGGAGGCUCAUAUGGUUAUGGGGGCUCAUGUGAUUAUAGCAGGAAGUCAUAUCGUAGCAUUUCUGGGGGAGGAUAUUCUGGGUCCAACUAUGGAAAUUGUGGGCCAUGUUAAACCCAGAAGAACGAUCCAUGGAAUGAGAAACAAUCAGGAAAUUACAAAAUACAGAUUCACCACUGAUCUAAUGGACAAUGAUGCCUACAACUCUACUUGCAACAC